GCAGGAGGGCGGCCCGACGGCUGCAGCCAUGCUCGUCGCCAGCCUGGCAGCACUGGCCCUGGCACUGCGCCUAACCCGGGCAGUGCGCGGCGCGCCUUGCGAGCCUGUGCGUAUCCCCAUGUGCCGCUCCAUGCCCUGGAACCUGACCCGCAUGCCCAACCACCUGCACCACAGCACGCAGGAGAACGCCGUGCUAGCCAUUGAGCAGUACGAGGAGCUGGUGGACGCCAACUGCAGCUCGGUGCUGCGCUUCUUCCUGUGCGCCAUGUAUGCGCCCAUCUGCGCGCUGGAGUUCCUGCACGACCCCAUUCGGCCCUGCAAGGCGCUGUGCCAGCGCGCCCGGGACGACUGCGAGCCCCUCAUGCGCCUCUACAACCACAGCUGGCCCGAGAGUCUGGCCUGCGACGACCUGCCGGUCUACGACCGCGGCGUGUGCAUCUCCCCUGAGGCCAUCGUCACAGACCUGCCUGAAGAUGCGAAGUGGAUAGACAUGACCCCAGACAUGAUGGUACAGGAGAGACCUCUUGACACUGACUGCAAGCGCCUAAGCCCUGACCGGUGUAAAUGCAAAAAGGUGAAGCCCACCCUCACAACCUAUAUGAGCAAGAACUACAGCUAUGUGAUUCACGCCAAAAUAAAAGCCGUGCAAAGAACUGGCUGCCACGAAGUCACCACAGUGGUGGACGUGAAAGAGAUUUUCAAGUCCUUGUCACCCAUUCCCCGGACUCAGGUGCCUCUUGUGACUAACUCUUCCUGCCAGUGCCCAAACAUCCUGCCCCACCAAGACGUGCUCAUCAUGUGUUAUGAAUGGAGGUCAAGAAUGAUGCUUCUUGAGAAUUGCCUGGUAGAAAAAUGGAAAGACCAGCUGGGGAAAAGGUUUAUACAGUGGGAAGAGAGGCUACAAGAGCAGCAGCGAACGACUCAGAAGCGAACUGCUGGGCGCACCAGCCGCAGUGGCCCUCCCAAGCCCAAGGGAAAGCCCCUGGGGCCCCGUCCUGUGGGCCCUCAGAAGAGCAUCAAAGCCAGGAGCGCCCCCAAGCGACCAAAACCGCAGAGGGCGUGAGCUGACAGUUUCCCCAAUCAAAGACUUUCAGCCACGAUGGGGACCCAAGCCUCCUUUGGGCGUAUGCCCAAGAACUUACGCCCACCAUCCUUCCCACGGGGUGCGGCCUCAGUCCUCUGCAGAUUGUGUUUCCUAGCACUUUACUAUCCAAGGUUUGCUUUCUCAUGCUUAGCCACUGCAAGCCAUAGCUCCAGGUUGGCACCUGCAUUGAUGUUUGAGGAGGCUUUGAGCAGAAGGGCAAAGCUUCUCAUCGCCAAAGCAGCCCCAUAAUAUUCUAUCAGUUAGUGGGUGAUGGCUGAGAGGAUAGCGGAAGGGCGCUCCUGCCGCUGGUGAGGAUGGAGAGCGUACAGUGGAAGGACACUCCAGUCCCUGGUGUGGAUGGUAAAAAUGCCUCAUAUGCCAAACUCUUUGUCUGUAAAAUGUAGCUCACUUCAGCUGGCUUCUACAGUUAGGAUAUCAACUGUAGUCUAGAAGAUGAAUGUUUGUUUGCAAAAGAAGCAAGAAAUAGGAAGGAAAGAUGCAGUAUUUCAAAGAGCUCUGUGGGGUGUGGUGGGUUAUUACUGUUUUCCAUGUGUAAUGAAAUUAUUCCAUAAUUCUAAGAGUCACAGAAUUUCAGAGCGGUAAAGAACAUCAGCCACCAUCUCAUGCAAACAAUAUGUGAAAAUCCCACCAUAACAUUCCCAAAAGGGAAUGAGGAUUCCCCACCUCCUAAGGCAGCCCAGCCUACACUGGGAGAACUCCAAGUGUUAGAAACAUUUUAAGUAUUCAAAGUAAGAUAUGGUCGUCUGUUAGGGCUAACUGACUUGGCUUUCAAAUCUCAUUUUGGCCAAAAAACUCCGAGAAGAGGCUCGUGAUUCAUUUUGAGGUGUCAGCAGGGAUGUCCUGGAUUGGAAUUCCACCUGAAGUAUUUGCUGCCUCUGAGACCCAGGGCAGUGGAUCUGUGCAGGGGUAGGGGAGACCCAAGGAAGUAAAUUCAAUUAAACAAAUGUUUAUUAAGCACCAAAUGUGUGGGGGUCAAUAAACCCCCAUGGCAUAGUGACUGGAGAGUCUGUCUCAGAGUCCAGAAGACCUAAGUUCAAGUAUCACUUCUGACACACAUUGGCUGUGUGAUCCCAGAUGAGUUAUUCAACCUUUAAUGGUCUAGAUAACUCUUACAGAAGAUUCUGAUCUACAUCUUACCUGGAUGAAAUUAAAGAUCCAGUCCCGAAAAAAAAAAGUGUGCCCAGAGUAGUAGUAGGCACUGGAGAUACCAAGAAGGAAAUUAAAUCAGUCCUGCCUUCAGUAAGCUUGCAUUCUCCUGUAAACAACAAGCAUUUCUUGAAUACCUACAGUGGCUAAGGUUUCUUUUCCUCUAACACUCUUCCCUGAGCGAUAAGGACUGUGUGAGCUCCCAUGAGGUUGGGUCCAGCUCCCUCCCCAGCCACUCUGAGGGCCUCAGUAGACUAAGCCUGGCUAAAAGGCACCUGAAAAGAGACCUUUCUUGUGUACUGGGUUUUUGUCACUGGAAGACUCUGAGGCAGGACCUUUGCAACGUGAAAAGCUCACAGUGGCACCAGACCCUGCAUCGGCUGCCCUAUCCAUAAACUGGCAGGAAGUGUGUCUGUUCUUCAUCCCCACCUCUCCCAGUGGAGAGGAAAGAGCACAUACAAGGACUCAGAGGAUACAGGACACCAACUCACAGGCUUAAAAAAGUGUCUAAAGUGGGAUCUGAACCCAGAUCAGCACAAUGUGGUGGACAUAGGAUUUCAGUGAAAGUGCCGGAAAAGAGAUCGAGCCUCUUUGUGAUCCUGAUAUACCUAAAAGAGGUUCUGGAGGGCAGGGGAAGUGGUGAGCUGGCCCUGUGAUGGAAAGUCCAGUAUUGGGCAGUGUGGCCGCUAAGCUGAGUUAGGCAGGGGAUGUCUUUUUUGAACUGGAAGAAAGUUCGGGAGGGGGGCAUUUCCCCCAUCCCAUAGAAGCCCCACUCCAAGGGACCCAACAGGCAGGCAGCCAGUCAUCCAGCCUCUGCCUGUUAUUUCAUCGGCAUAGCUAGCCCCCAAGAAGAGAUGGUAGCCUUCCGCCAGAGCAGCCUGUCUGCCCCGGGGCCCUGGAGAACCUCAGGUGCCUGAGAAGUUAAGGGACUUGUGGUGUGUCCCAGAUGUCACAGGUUGGCUCAUUGGCGCUCCUCAAUUGGCUGUCUUAGAGUUUGGGUGCCUGAGCUAGAAUCCCCCGACCAAAGUAUAUUAGAGUUUGAGCCCUGAUUUUCCUGCUCCAAGGCCAGCUUUCUCUCUCCAGCAUCAGGCUGCCUCCCUGGGCCACAUACUAGGAAGUAUAUAUUAUUGCUUAAAUAGUUUAUUCCUUUCUAUUCUUUGAACAGUGAAUUACUGCGAAGGGGAUUUCGUAUUUUUAAAGGGACUAAUAAAGGGAGAAAGAUGGCACCAGA
This is a messenger RNA of Dromiciops gliroides (monito del monte), 3482 nucleotides long. RefSeq names its product secreted frizzled related protein 4 (gene SFRP4). Gene Ontology annotation, biological process: non-canonical Wnt signaling pathway; canonical Wnt signaling pathway. The transcript has 6 exons. Gene Ontology annotation, molecular function: Wnt-protein binding. Gene Ontology annotation, cellular component: cytoplasm. The record is from RefSeq and is a predicted model, not a curated record. Lineage: Eukaryota; Metazoa; Chordata; Mammalia; Microbiotheria; Microbiotheriidae. The coding region runs from base 29 to 1063 and encodes 344 amino acids.